Messenger RNA from Scatophagus argus, 4927 nucleotides. RefSeq names its product kinase insert domain receptor (a type III receptor tyrosine kinase) (gene kdr). Gene Ontology annotation, cellular component: signaling receptor complex; membrane. The coding region runs from base 269 to 4330 and encodes 1353 amino acids. Gene Ontology annotation, biological process: vascular endothelial growth factor receptor signaling pathway; multicellular organism development; positive regulation of angiogenesis. Gene Ontology annotation, molecular function: ATP binding; growth factor binding; vascular endothelial growth factor receptor activity. Lineage: Eukaryota; Metazoa; Chordata; Actinopteri; Scatophagidae. The record is from RefSeq and is a predicted model, not a curated record. The transcript has 30 exons.
GAAGUGCGUCUCUCCAUCCUCAGCCUCAGCUCCAUGGGGACACACUGAGCCGCACUUCACAGGCUGCGGAUCACCGUCCACUGCUGCUUGUUUUCAUGACUUUCACACACUUUUCUCUGCACUGGAAUAUAAAGCAUCAGAGGUUGAUGGAUUACUAUACAGCGGCGUAAGAUUAUUAUUAAUGCGCUGGAGUUUUUUUUUUUUUGUUUGUUUUGCUUGUUUGUCUUAAUUGGAUGUUCAUGAGGACUCUGCCCAUGUGUUCUGUCGGAUGAUGGCCCCGGCAGUCUCCGUCAUUCUACUGUUUGGGAUUAUACUGGAAACCAGUUGUGUUGCUGCCAUUGAAUUGCGGUUUAUGCCCGAUCCACCAACGCUGAACACUUAUGGUGUCCACAGGAUGAACAAAUCUGACAACCUGGAACUAACAUGCAGAGGUCGGCAGUACCUGCAGUGGACAACCCCCGUUACAAGCACUCGCUUCUCCAUCAGCGACUGCAGUGGAUCAGGACUCUUCUGCACAACACUGCAGAUCUCCAAUGCAACUGUCAAUGAAACUGGACAGUACCAGUGCUCCUACAGAGACCAGAAAGUGGAAGAUGGCAAGACUGCAGCAGCAGCUUAUGUGUUUGUCCACGACUACAAGGUGCCAUUUGUGCCGUCUGAAAAAGAAUAUGAGGUGGUGUUCAUCCGUCAAGGAGAGUGGGUGGUGAUACCAUGCCGAGGCUCAGUGGAGAAUCUCAACGUAACGCUGCACACUAAGUUUCCAAAUAAGGAGCUUCAUCCUGAUGGGAAGGAUUCUCUGUGGGACGCCAGGACGGGCUUCACUGUUCCCAGUUACCUGAUAAGCUACGCCGGGGUUGUAUCCUGCCAGACUCGUAUUGGAAAUGAGACAUUCAAGUCCCCUCUAUACAUUGUUGCUGUUGUCGGAUACAAGAUCCAUGAGCUCACCCUCAACCCCACACAUGUCAGGCUGUGUGUGGGGGAGCGGCUCGUGCUCAGCUGCACUGCCACCACAGAACUCAAUGUGGGAAUCGAAUUCAACUGGACACACUCUGGUCAGGCCCUGACCUCAGUGAACGGUUUGAGACCAAGCCACGCAACACCCCACAAGAGGAAGCUGUGGAACUCUCUGGAACUAUCCAACACACUCAUAGUGGAGAACGUAACAGUGGAUCACACAGGAGAAUAUACCUGCACUGCAUCCAGUGGGCUGAUGGAGAAAAGCACCUCAGCAUUUCUUAAAGUGUUUGAAAAGCCUUUCAUUGAUAUGAAAGAACCUUGGACAAAAGUUUGGGAGGUAGAUGUGGGAGAUCAGUCUGCCCAGAUUCCUGUCAAGUACUCAGCCUACCCAGAGCCCAGCUUUAAGUGGUUAAAAAAUGGCCAAGCACUGAAGGAUGAUUACAGAAUAAAACAGCGAAGUGAUGCCCUCAUCAUCCGUGGAGUCACAGAAAUAGAUGCAGGGAAUUACACAAUCAUCCUGACAAAUAAGAUUACUAAAGAGGAACAGAGGCGCUCCUUCCGGCUGCUGGUCAAUGUGCCUCCUCAUAUUAUUGAGAAGGAGGUGGCGGUGGACACUGACGUUUACCUGUAUGGUAGCAGCCCCACCCUAAGGUGCACCGCUCGUGGAUUUCCUACACCUGCACAAAUUGAGUGGCAGUGGAUGUCCAAAGAAGACUGUCCAGAGGCCUUCCUGUCAGGGCUGAUAAAGUCUGAAGCACAGCUAGCUAAGUGCACAGGUUGGAGAGAUAUCAGCAAUAGCACUGGUCACCAGUCUGUUGAACGAAUUGUGAUCAACACUGAUCAUGCCCAAAAGAAAAUCAUGAGCUCUUUGAAGAUACAGAAAGCUGAGGCCCAAGCCCUCUACAGAUGCAUGGCGUACAACAAAGUAGGAAAGGAUUCACGCAUCAUCUUUUUCCACGUGACACGUGGACUUGAGGUGACUGUGUCUCCAUCCAGUGAGCCCUUAGAGGAAGAUCAUGUGGUUCUGCGGUGUAAGGCCGACAGGCUGCUCUAUGGCAACCUUGCCUGGUUCCGUGUGAGUAACAUCUCAGAGACAGAUCAGGUUGCGUCGGUGCAGCCCUGCCGCUCCCUGAUGCUGCAGCGGAGGCCCCUGUCGAAUGGAGUGCGGUCCAGUCUGCAGGGCACCAACAUUACCCUGGAGCUGCCGCUGCCACAUGCAUCGCGUCAGGAUGAAGGCCUGUAUGCCUGUCAGGUGGAAAACAUCAAGACUCAGGAGAGAACCUGCCUGAUACGCCGUCUUUCUCUCAAGAGUCUUGAGGCUGCAAGGAUACUUAAUAACUUAACUGAUCAAAAAGCUAACGUGAGUGCAACAAUCACUCUGCACUGUGAUGCAGUUGGGAUGCCAAACCCAACGGUGGUGUGGAAAAAGAACAACCACACUGUGGUAGAAGGCUCAGGGGUGAUUCUGAGCCAGCACAACCACACUCUGACAAUUCAGCGUGUGAAGAAGGAGGACAGUGGUCAGUACACCUGCACUGCAUGCAAUCGACGUGGCUGUGACACAUCACAAGCCUUUUUGACAACAGAAGGUGCAGAGGAAAAGACUAAUGUGGAACUAAUUGUUCCAAUUGGAUCAGUGGUCAUUGCCAUGUUUUUCUGGUUACUGAUCGUCUUUGUCAUCCGUGGAAGAAAGAGGUCAAAUGGUGGUGAUCUGAAGGCAGGCUACCUGUCCAUGAUCCUGGACUCCGAAGACAUGCCCAUGGAUGAGCAGUGUGAAAGGCUCACGUAUGAUGCUAACAAAUGGGAGUUCCCACGGGACCGGCUGAAGCUAGGUGACCCAUUGGGACGAGGAGCGUUUGGUCAGGUGGUUGAAGCAGCCGCCUUUGGCAUCGAGAAAGCUACCACAUGCACCACUGUUGCAGUCAAGAUGCUUAAAGAGGGAGCCACAUCCAGCGAGUACCGCGCUUUGAUGUCAGAGCUGAAAAUCCUCAUUCAUAUUGGACAUCAUCUCAAUGUCGUCAACCUGCUGGGAGCCUGUACAAAGCCUGGAGGACCACUAAUGGUGAUUGUAGAGUAUUGUAAACAUGGAAAUCUCUCUAGCUACCUGAAGAGCAAGCGUGGAGAGUACAGUCCCUACAAGAGGAAGCGGGUGGCUAGCCAGAGGUGGGUGUCUUCAGAGGAACAUGUGACCGAAGGGGAUCUGGGCUUGGGGACGAUUGCACAGUUGGACAUCUGCACAGGAACUGCUGUCUGCUCCAGAGCUGGAGACAAGGCUUCAGGCAGCGACGUGGACACUCAGGAACUUGAGAGCUCAGACGAUGACCAUCUGACCAUGGUGGACCUGAUAAGCUACAGCUUCCAGGUGUCCAAAGGCAUGGAGUUUCUGUCCUCACGCAAGUGUAUCCACAGAGAUCUAGCAGCCAGGAACAUCCUGCUUUCAGAGAACAAUGUGGUGAAGAUCUGUGACUUUGGCCUCGCCAGGGACGUCUACAAAGACCCUGACUAUGUCCGCAAGGGAGAUGCACGUCUCCCUCUUAAAUGGAUGGCUCCUGAGACCAUCUUUGAUCGAGUGUACACCACACAAAGUGAUGUUUGGUCCUUUGGGGUCCUUCUCUGGGAGAUCUUUUCUCUGGGGGCUUCUCCAUAUCCAGGUGUUUGCAUUGACGAGUCUUUCUGCAGGAGACUUAAGGAGGGCACCAGGAUGAGACCCCCAGAAUACGCCCCCACUGAGAUAUACCAAACCAUGUUGGAUUGCUGGCUUGAUCGUCCCACAGACAGGCCAACAUUUGCAGAACUGGUUGAACAUCUGGGCAACCUGCUACAGGCCAGCGCUCAACAGGAUGGGAAGGACUACAUCCCUCUGACAGCAAGCAGCGAGGCAGAAGGAUCCUUAGUGAGCCCUGACUCCAGGAUCCCCUACAGCAUGCCCCAGAUAGGGGAGAUCAUGGAAGCUCAGCUCCACUAUGACAAACCGCCAUCUUUCGGAGCGUCCCAGAAGAGUGACAGGUGCAGUCGGCCCCUCAGUGUGAAGACAUUUGAGGACAUCCCUGUGGCGCACAGCAGUGUCAUGGAGGGUCACUUAGACAGCGGCAUGGGCUUCUCACCGGAGGAAGUAAAGGGUUUGAAUCGACAGCUGUCAACUACGCCCAACUUCAGCCAGCUGCUGCGCUGUAAGAGUAAAGAGUCUCUGGCCUCGGAGUCAUCCAAUCAGACGAGUGGAUACCAGUCAGGGUACCACUCCGACGACACAGACACUCCAGUCUAUGCUAACGAGGAGGUGAUCAUGAAGCACAACAUGCUGAAGAAGCCUCCGCUGCCCAAGACACCUGACAAAUUCAACAUGGAGAUCCGCUACAGCACGCCACCUGUCUGACCCUCACACUUCCCCACCAACUUAACCCUGAGUCUUUUCACUGUACAGUAUUUGUUUACCUUCCACAGGUUACACACUUAAGGAACAAUGACGACACCCUCAAUAGAGUAGCUCAGGGUGCUGCUGUGGCCUUAAGAUAUUUUCACAGGAGAUAACUUAAUAAGUCAGCUGGGAAAAAUGAAGGUUGUAUGAUAAGCUUGUAAGCGCAGCUCUCUUUGGACAGCCGGAGGAAUGCUAUCAUGUUUACACAGUGAGUAAAAGGUCUGGGGAGCCGAGACACAAAGACACGCCCACUUCCUGAGGUGCAAUCCACCCUCUUCCUCUAUUGCAGGAAACGGCAUCUGGAAUUUUUAGAUAAUUGAAUCAGCAAAUGGUUUCUUUCUUUUUCUUUUUCUCUUUUUUUGUUCAUUUUUAAAAUUUUGUUGGCACAAUGGUAAGGAAGCUGUUCUCCCAGAUCAAUCAGAGUUGUUUUUGUUUUUAGAGUCACAUUUGUACAGUUUCUUUAUGCAUGUAACUGACAGUAUUUUAUUGAAAUUGUAUUACUAAACCUGCAAUAAAUUUGAGUAGUUUUAUAAAAUAAAUAUACCCACAGAUUAA